GAUGAGCCAUCAUGGUUCCACAAAGCGCGAUCGUUCUUCCAGGCGGGACGAAACUUCUGAAAGAAUAGAACUAUCGCGUUCGCACUCAGCAGGGCGAGGAGAAGAGGUGCAUCUGGAAUUUGGUCGUCCUCCAAAUAUCCGGCCUCCACCACAAAUCUAUGUCCAACCACCACUUGAUCCAACCUACGUCCAGAUACCGCCUCCUUUCGAACCCGGAAGAACGACUCAUCAUGAGGGAGCGACCAGAUAUCCUACAAGGGAGGAUUAUCAUGGACCCCAAAGGCGACGACAGCGAACCGACAACUACGCAAACAUCGAACGUGAGAGGGGUCAUACUUACGCGAUCCGUCCAUCGCACGAUGAUAGUGGUCCGAUGCCCAAUAUUUCUCAGAACUACAGACCAUCACAUUCGCGUCCCGAGGCAUAUGCAACCUUUACACAAAUACCAGAUCUGCAGUAUACCACGCACUCAAAACCGCUUCGGACCGACUCCCAUCGCCGCGAACGUAUACACAGCAGACACGAUGAACCAAAGAUUCCUCACGGUGGGGGCGGAGGAGACGGCGGCGGCGGCGAUAUUCAAACAUCAGCGGUCGAACAGGCGGAACCAGAUGCACCUACACUGAACAAAAUCAUGAUAUGUGUGUACAGAAACAGUAAGCGGCAGUUCGUACAGAAAGAAGUUUGGAUGUUGAAGCCAGACCACAAAAAGGACAUCUUCCUGGAAACGUCUGAGCACCUUCGCAGAGAUCCUGCUUUCCGCAAAGCCCUUCGCACAGAUGCUGCUUUCUUCAAGGAGAUCAAACAACGGUAUAGGUAUCAGUUGCGAGGAACUUUCAGACGAUAUUUCAGCUUCAAGACCGUGAGCACUGUAAGGGUUCUAGGGUAUGGAAACAACAUAUUCGGGCUGGCGGAUAUCAACGAGAAAGUGUUUUCGCCAGUCUUCAUGCGAGCAUACAACAAUCCCAGGCAAUCUCUGAUAGACCGCAGAGACAAUCCAAGGGAUCCGAGACUCGAAUUCAAUACCUGGGUUGGGUGGUUCUGGCUGAAACGUCGAGCAUUUGUUCUGGACAAGAAAGUCGACUUGGCCAUUGAGCUGGUGGAGGCUUACGAUCCAAAUCGCGUAUUGGGUGGGAUAGCCAUUGCACUGACUAUCUACCUCGCCCUGACCAUCACAUGGCUGGCUCUAGGUGGCGAUCCGUCGUACGUUGCCGGAGUCAUGUCGUUCNUCCUGGUUGGCUUGACUGGCCUGUACGACUGGCUAGACCUAGGCCACAUGGGUGGUGGCAAAGACUUCCUUGUUCUCGACGAGUACGAGCUUGACAACCUGGACAAGGACGGCUGGGGCGGUCCUCUC
Molecule: messenger RNA, 1357 nt
Organism: Aureobasidium vineae
Lineage: Eukaryota; Fungi; Ascomycota; Dothideomycetes; Dothideales; Saccotheciaceae
Source: the annotation of a GenBank genome assembly